AUGCAUCACACAAAGAUGAAAUGCAUUUUGGAGUUACUAUGGAAUGUACAUCAAAAUAAAAGUCCAAAUUCAGAUAUUCUGUUUUUAAAAACAAAAAAAGAAUUUUUAGGCACAUUGUUUGAGAAUAAUUUCAUGUUUAUGAUGUAUUUACUCAAUAUGGAAGUAGAGUCAGCUAAAGCUCUAAAUGGAAUGUCUGACAUCAUGCAAUUGAAUAUAACAAAAUUAAAGAUACAAAAACUUAUAGAACAACGCAUUUGA
Clunio marinus is the source of this 258-nucleotide messenger RNA. The record is from the annotation of a GenBank genome assembly. NCBI's taxonomy places the organism in Eukaryota, Metazoa, Arthropoda, Insecta, Diptera, Chironomidae.